AUGUAUCGAUUAAUUAAGUUUAAUCUUUGUUUUAUUAUUCUUAUCAUAUCUAUUUAUGGCAAAAAUAUUGAUGAAUUUUAUAAAACAUUAAAUGAUGAUCCAAAUGAUGAUCCCGUUGAUCUAUCCAUGUCACCUACUACAACCAAACAAAAUAAAUUAUCAUUAGCAUCAAUGAGUUGCAUUGAGUCUCGUCGAUGUGGCUGCUAUAAAGGUUACUGUUGGGCAUAUGUUGAUGAAUAUCAAAUGCCAACAACUGGUUGGUGGUGUUUUACUCAACAAGAAGGUAUACGUGGUAAACAAAAACAAUGGGCAAAGUGCACAAAUAGUACGCAAUGUUCAUGGAGUAUGACUUGUGGAGAUUGUUAUACAUAUGUUGGGAAAAGGACAGGUAUCAAAACAGAUCAAAUUCUUUGUUAA
Molecule: messenger RNA, 417 nt
Organism: Rotaria socialis
Lineage: Eukaryota; Metazoa; Rotifera; Eurotatoria; Philodinida; Philodinidae
Source: the annotation of a GenBank genome assembly